AUGCGACUUUCUGCUGCGCACUCGUUGCUGAGAUUGCUCGAGUUUGUUAGGGCUGAAAAUGGAUUUCUAUACUUUCUUUGCUACCUUCUGCCAGGCUUGCUACAUACUGCCUCGACAGUGCAUCCACGAUGUCUUAUUUGCGUCCUAACCUGCGGUUGUGCAUCUCCGCUGGUCGCAGGUCGAAUCAACUCGGCUUGCCUCUGCUCGGCAGACAACUUGCCUGAUUUAAGGCUUUCCUCUCCCCACUUCUCGCGGCCUUAUUCUUCAUUUUAUCUCUUUCAGAUGCCCACUCGGCCUUGA
Molecule: messenger RNA, 300 nt
Organism: Protopolystoma xenopodis
Lineage: Eukaryota; Metazoa; Platyhelminthes; Monogenea; Polystomatidea; Polystomatidae
Source: the annotation of a GenBank genome assembly